This is a messenger RNA of Morone saxatilis (striped sea-bass), 1914 nucleotides long. RefSeq lists its product as uncharacterized. Bases 1 to 903 code for a protein of 300 amino acids. Lineage: Eukaryota; Metazoa; Chordata; Actinopteri; Moronidae. The transcript has 6 exons. Gene Ontology annotation, molecular function: protein binding. The record is from RefSeq and is a predicted model, not a curated record.
AUGAUCACCAUCACUGUGAACCUGAGGAAGAAGCUUGCUUACAGGAGAGCAUUCACACGUCUGGCUUCCCUUUCUGGACAGCGAUUGUAUUUAAAGCAGUUUGUUCUAUCUUUGAAUAAAGUGUCUUGGGUGAUUACACUUUAUCCUUUCAGGCCACUGGACAAAGUUUCUCAACUCAGUGUUGACAGGAAUCUGCUGCUGAGGUUCAUCCACUGCUGUGCUGCCUCUGACGCCCAGCAGUGGGCAGCAGUCAGCCUGCUCAGGGCUGUGCAGCAUCUGGAUCUGUCCUGCUCCUCCUGUGUGGAUCUACCAGAGGAGGGUCAGAGUAAGACUCUCAGUCUGACUGUUGAGGACUGCAGGGCCAUCUCCACCAUCCUGAGACACAGCAGCAGCAGGGACACACAGCUCAACCUGCAGGACUGUGAGCUGGAGGACAGCAGACUGGACCUGCUGUUUCCUGUCCUCGACAGAGUCCGUCUCAGAGCCAGUAAAGCUCUCCUCCUCCAGCUGCUGUCCCUGGUUCCUGUGAACACUAAGAGGGACACAGUGAGACGGGCAGUGUCUCUGUGUAGAGCCCUGGGUGGAGAGCUGGACCUCAGUCACACCACACUGGAUCAGAGGGCCUGUGGAGCUUUGGCUCAGAUGCUGGACUUCUCUGAAGGGCUGACUGAGCUGGACCUCAGUCACUGUGAGCUCACUGACCAGCUGCUGCUCACACUCAUCACACAUCUGCACAAAGUACAAGUCUUGGAUCUGAGUCACAAUAAGAUCACUGAUGCUGCAGCUCACAUGUUACUCCAACUGGUCUCCAUCAACCCCUCCAUUGACACUGUGCGACUCUUCAGCAACAACAUUGUGGACAUAAAUCUCUUUAAGGAACACCAGCAGUUUGAAAUAUGGUGACCCAGUCGACAGUGUGGUAAUGUGCUCAUCAGGAAUAACUCCUUAAUGUCCAAUGAAAUAUUACUGUAGUACGAGCACUGAUACUGUGUUUGUGCUCAAUACUUGAUGAUGAUGACCACUUUACAUCUUUAUUUUUAAUAUGAUAAAGUUUGCUGAUAAUAUAAACUGUAGUUUUUAUAUUUUAUCAUUUAUAUAUUUAUAUUUUCUUAUUGAGACAAAACAAAUAGAGGUGUUAUUUUAGUAUAGAGGUGUUAUUUUAGUAUCAUGAGGAGUCCUAAUUUAUCUUUUUGUAUUUUGGGAUAACUGUCUUUAGCCGUAUUAUCAGGGGAGCUCAUGUCAUUUGUAAUCAUUAUGAAGGUUGUCUGUGAUCUUAAUCCCGUGUGAAUCUGCCAUGUCUGUAAUUUGUAAAGUACAAAUUUAGGGGUCGUAUUUCUUUUUCUUGCUAGUAUCAAACAGGUAUUUUACUGUAACAGAGCAGAACUGAGCGUGGCGCAGCAGUGGAAGAAAUAUGGUACGAAUAGGGCUUUUGUGUGUAUUUUGUGAUAACUGUAAUCUGGGAUUAUGUUUACUUCAAUGCAGAGAAGAACAACUGUAAUAAUAUCUCAGAGUAACGGUUCAAUAAAGGUGCUUUCAGGUGACAAUCAUGUUCAAUACAUUGAGAUAAUAAAUUAUCUGAAGAAAAUGAUCUUUAAAAUGUAAAUAUUAGGUAAGUUUUCACUUGAGAUUUUAAAUAAAGUAAUGCCAGAGAUAAUAUUGAUAUUAAUAUUAAAAUAACAUUUUCUGAGCUUUUCCUCGUUAAAAUACCUCGUUGACUGUAAACUGCAGUGAUCAGUGUUUUCUUGCAAUAGGAAACACUGGUUGCAUAAAAUACUGGUGAAAAACUGAAUUCAACAGUUCUGUUGAAUUCAGUUUUUCACCAGCUGAAUGACUUUGUGCUGUUUGUUCAGUUUCCACCAGAAACAUUUCUGGAAAUACAAUAACUAUUCUAACAUGUUGUUCGAAUGUACAGCU